Messenger RNA from Physella acuta, 1004 nucleotides. RefSeq names its product methyltransferase-like protein 27. The record is from RefSeq and is a predicted model, not a curated record. NCBI's taxonomy places the organism in Eukaryota, Metazoa, Mollusca, Gastropoda, Physidae.
CUAUAACUGCAAUAGUGUAGGAUACAUGCAGUAACUCGACAUAAAGGACACAACGUUGUAUCGGAGUAUUACGAAUCGCCUUUUGGCUGUCUUAUGAUCGUAGUGGUCCACUCUAAGUGACAAAAAAAAUCAGAAGACAAUGGCACAAGAAACAAUCAUCAACGAAUUUUUACACAGUAAAAAGGUUUAUUCCAAGGAAGAAGUGCACACAAUAUAUUCAAAAUGGGAUCAGUACGAUCAGGACCUGGGAGAAGAAAACUACCGAGGCCCGUUGAUUACAGCAGAGACCAUGGCUGAGUUGUUUCCUGAUGAAGAUGUCAGGAAGAAUCUCUACAUUCUAGAUGUCGCCGCUGGCACUGGGUUGGUUGGUAGUCAGUUAAAACGCAAAGGCUUCGUAAAAAUUGAUGCUUUGGAGCCAAGUGAAAAUAUGCUAAACCUGGCUAAAUUAAAAGCCGUUUACACUCAAACUUUCCAGAAUAGGCUUGAAGAUUCGUCCAAUAUUCAAUCUGACUUUUAUGAUGUGGUAGUUGUAUGUGGUGGGAUGGGACAUGGACAUAUAUCAUGCGGAGGAUUAGAUGAACUCAUACGUCUAGCUACACCAGGUGGUUAUGUGAUCAUAGUAAUACUCGAGCAUGAUCUGAAAUUUGCUGGGGAGUACCCUGGCCAACUUGAGCUAAGAAUAAAAGAAUUAGAAUUGGAAGGAAAAUGGGAAGCCAAGUCUCGAACAGUGAGGCCAAAUUACUAUUUUGGUAAAGCCGGAGUCGUGUUGGUAUUUAAAGUUAAAAGCAAAUCAGUUGUCUAAACACAGAGCAUUGCCAGUCUACAAUUAUUUUUAGUGAUAACAUGUCUCGUUUAUUGUUGUAAUUAGGGUUGGAGAAAUAUGUGGAUUUAAAAAGUGUUUGUCACCCGUGCGAAGAACGGGUCCACUAGCUUGUACAUUUGUAUUGCUAUCAUCAUUAGUCUCUCCUCUUUUAAAUUAGUUUAUUUGCUUAGCAAUGGUGUAU